Molecule: messenger RNA, 3448 nt
Organism: Pseudonaja textilis
Lineage: Eukaryota; Metazoa; Chordata; Lepidosauria; Squamata; Elapidae
Source: RefSeq, a predicted model, not a curated record
CGGCGGCGGCGGCGGCUGCAGGAGCUCGAGAGGGAAUUCCGUGGGAGCAGGGCAGCGAUGGAAGUCGUAUAGCAUCAGGAUGCCCUUCUUUCUGCAAAAGUUGGAUCAUUCCACAAACUGGAUAUAAUUAACGAAAAGGAAUUUGAGUUUUGGAAAUUCUCUAAUCUCUAAUAUAUAUCCAAAGGCAGCAUGCUGUGAUGGGGCUCUUAUGAGUUUAGCUUGCCUGCCAUGCACCCCACAGGGAGUGUAGAUACCAGCUUUUCCCGUACGGCUGUGCAAACCUUGUCCCGUAGCCACUGCCGGAACAUAAAGCAAAAGAUUUCUCAGUGGGAAGGUCGGACAAAAGGGGUCUGCCAAGAAGAAAGGCAGAAACUGAAGGAUUUUGGGGUCAGAUAUGGCCUCGACAGCAGGGAAAAGCCGUCGGCUCCUGCACCUGACAAGAGCAUAGAAGCAAAUGUUCAGAGUUUAGGUUUAGAUUUCUGGGAAAACUCUAAUCUCGGCUCUGUGACUGAGGAGGAAGAGGAGGAGGAGGAGGAGGACCAUCACUUCCAAGAGAUUUCCAGAAACCAUUCAGUGGAGCAACUUUCUAGUGACACUUUAUCUGAAACAGCAGAUGCUACAGAAUGGCCACGGGAGAGACUGCCCCCUGGGAAUUUCUACACCUCACGGGGCCUAUGGAAACAGAUAGGAACUCUUCCUUUUGAUGAAGAAGCUUCUGUUGCACUGGACUUAAAAAGGAAACGGGAAAGCUGUGGUUCGACAGAGAAGGAGCUGAAUGUAGCUCCAGCAAAGAGCCUGGAGACAAUAUAUUGUGAUGUGGAAGGUCAGGAAAGGCGGCCAGCCAUCAACCCAGUGCCCAAACCGCAGAGGACUUUCCGUUACCAUUCUGAGAAGGACCAGGCAAACUUUGCUAAUGGAUAUCCCAGCAAUAAGAAGCCAUUGGAACAGCUGUGUAAUGGGAUCUAUCCUGCAACUGCCUCCCAUGAGUCUGACCGCAGAACAGGCAGCAGAGGAAUCCGAGGCAGGUCUAAGAGAAAGUCCUUUGAAUUUGAGGACAUCCAAAGUUAUCGAAACAGACUAGCAGCCAUCGAGUACCAAAAGCUUCACGAAGAACUAAAUGGCACCACACCUGUCUGUCUCUAUUGCACACAGUCAGAGGACAACCUCUACGAGGAUAUUAUUGACCCUGCAAAAGAGAAUCCCUAUGAGGACAUUAAAGUGAAGCCUUUGUGGAGGAUCCCAUCUAAUUGGAAGCUGCCUCCUCCUCGAAAUACCUUCAAGCCACCCAAGCUUCUUCACAAGCCACACUUUUUUCACCGUAAAACGUUGGAGCUAAAGAACACACGAAUCUGUUUGCGCGGGAAGUUGCCAAAAGAUUCAACACUGCCAGUUACGUUGACCGAAUGGAAGUUCUUCAAAGCAGGAGAUGCUGGAAGCAGGAAGAGAAAGAAUCUUCCCCGGCUUGUAUUGAAGAUACAAGAGAUCUUUGAUUCCAGAAGAGGAAAGAAACAUGUGAAGUUGGUGAUACAAAUGGGAAAAGAACUUUCUCCAGCCAGAGGUGAAACCAGUGGAUAUGAGAGUGAACCAGAAAAUCUGCCGAAAAGUCGCCAUAAGCGCCUUCUGCAGGUCCAGGCUCAGUCCAAACGGAACCCACACUACCAGACAUUGGAGCGAGAUCUCAUUGAGUUUCAGGAGCAGCAGCUCUUUGAGCUAUUCGUUGUGGUAUCUCUGCAAAAGAAACCAUCAGAGGCAACAUAUACUCCACAGGUUAUACAACAGUUUCCAUGUAAGUCUGACCAUCCUUUUCGUCAAUCUAAGGACACUGAAGACAGACUAAAGGUCAUUCCCAAAUUUUGUUUCCCUGAUCCCAAAGAUUGGUGUCCAACCUCAGAGACAAAGAGUGAAACCUUUUCCUUUGUGCUGACUGGUGAGGAUGGCAGCCGCUGGUUUGGAUAUUGCAAAAGGCUCUUGCCAGAAGGAAAAGGAAAGCGGCUACCUGAAGUGUACUGCAUGGUUAGCCGUCUAGGCUGCUUCAACCUUUUUUCUAAGAUAUUAGACGAAGUGGAAAAGAGGCGUGAGAUGUCCCCUGCCCUAGUUCACCCAUUCAUGCGCAGUGUGAUGGAAGCACCGUUCCCUGCUCCUGGGCGUACCAUCACUGUGAAGAGCUUCCUGCCUGGAGCUGGCAAUGAGGUGAUUGAGCUUUGCCGUCCACUGGAUUCCCGGUUAGAACACGUUGAUUUUGAAUGUCUCUUAAAAUGCCUCAGCAUCUCUCAUUUGAUCCAAGUUUGUGCUUCUCUUCUGCUAGAAAGAAGGGUGAUCUUUGUUGCUGACAAUCUAAGUACCUUGUCCAAAUGUGGUCAUGCUGUGGUUGCAACCCUCUACCCAUUUACCUGGCAACACACUUACAUCCCUGUCCUGCCAGCCUCCAUGAUAGAUAUUGUUUGUUCACCUACUCCUUUUCUCAUUGGCAUCCUCUCCUGCUCCUUAACACAUCUUCAGGAUCUGCCUAUAGAAGAGGUACUGAUCGUUGAUUUGUGUGCUGAUAAAUUUCUGCAAAAGGUUUCAGAUGAGGAUGAAAUUCUACCUCACAAGCUUCAGGCUGCACUUGUACAGAUCUUGGAAGAAAGGAAUGAAAUCUUGUUUCAGGAACGCUGCUACACACAAGGUGAUGUGACACUGGACUCUCUAGUAUCAGAGGCUUUUGUGCGCUUUUUUGUGGAAAUCGUGGGACACUAUUCUUUGCACAUGCAUGUCACUGAGAAAGGAGAGAGAGUAUUCCAGCGGGAGCCCUUCCGGAAGUCCCAUACAUCCCGCAGUGUGCGCCAUUUCCUAGAUAUCUUCAUGGAGACACAAAUGUUUGCUGGUUUCAUCCAGGACCGAGAGCUACGGAAGAGUGGAGUAAAAGGCUUGUUUGAAGUUCGUGCCUUGGAAUACUUGCAGACCAUUCCAGAGUCUGAGCCAAGUGGAAUGAACAAAAUCCUUCGCAGUCUGGGUAAUAAGAUGAAGUUUCUACAAAAGAAGUGAAAAGCCAAAUGCAGAAUCGCUAAGCUUUAUUUUACGAUCCUGGCAAGCCAUAACGAGAUGGCUUUGUCGCUGUGGUCUUCUAUUAGAUUCUUCAGGUCCCACGUGAAGAACUUCAGCUGGCUGGAAAAAUGAGCACCAAAUAUGAACAGCUUGUUUGAUCUCUGUUCUGCUUGGUCUGGUUGGAAUAUUACUGAGCAAAAAAUGAACUCCUGUUUACAGAGAUGAUUUAUAAAGCAGAAAUAACAGCAGAAACCAUAUCCUUAUUUAUACUGCAUGGCUGGAAAAGAUUCUUCCUUGUUCCUCGUGUUAUUAAAAAUAUGCUCAAAGCAAAGGCUUCAACUCAAAGCAAUCUCAAGGAUUCAGCUGAUACCUAUUAAAAAGAGGAAGAAACCAGGAAAGAAUCAGGAUUCCAGCAAAGUGGCUA